AUGUCUGCUCAUGUCGUUUAUGCUCAUUUCUCAAAAACAGCUAUAGUGAAACCAAUGUUGAAAAAGGCUGGAUUGGCGCCUGAUGUCGCGAGCAACUAUAGGCCGAUAUCAAAUCUCACUUUUGUCUCAAAAGUCGUUGAAAAAAUUGUCGCUCGUCAACUCUCCGUCUACCUAAGCAAAAAUUCACUCUACCUCAGCAAAAAUUCACUGCUACCCAAAGUUCAGCCAGACGGCCAGGUGAGAAAAGGUGGUGGUUUGGCAUUAAUUUAUAAUGAAGUAAAGUUCAAGUUGAAGCAUUAUGAACUCGGCCGACGAUUUGAAACAUUUGAGGCACUAGCCUGUUUAAUUAAAAUAAGGUCAGCUCAAAUGCUGAGUAUGGCAAUCUACCGACCAGGAUCAGUUGCUUCGGGAGAACGAUUUAUAGAUGAAAUUUUCAAUUUUUUGUUCAUGGUUCCUUCUUUGGUCUGGUUCAGCUGGUUAAUUCACCAACCUAUCUACGUUUCGGGCAACAUUUUGGAUUUGGUUUUGGUUAAUGGUAAUAUGACAGUUUUAGAGGUAAGGGUGCAGCCACCGAUGGUAUCAGACCAUUCUUUGGUAGUUUCAGAGUUCAUGAUGACGAUGCAGAGGCGCAUUAAAGAUGAUGAUGAGGUCAGAUACUACCGCGAUUGUAGAAGAGUCAAAGACUCAGAUGUGAUGUCAAUGUUGAAGUCGUCUCCACUAUGCUCAAAUCUUGAGAACUUGGUCUCAGCGUCCCAAGAUGAUUUCUGUGAAAUACAUACAUCGACAUUUUCCGAAAUUACAAAGCAUUUGGCUUUUUUAAAAAUGGUCGCUGGUGGUAAAAAAAAAUCUGCUCCAUGGUUAAAUGACAGUUGUUUCCAUGAAAGACGUUGUGCAAGGCGAUGUGAUAGAAUUUUCAGACGAACUCGGACUACUUCUGACAUAGAGUCUUGGAGAAAACAAUUAACCAAACUCCAUGAUCUUUAUGAUAUGAAAAUGCGAUUAUUCUGGAUGAGUAAGGUUGCCAAUAGUAGACGUAACCAAAAAAAUUUAUGGAAUUUGUUGAAUCGUCUACUGGGCAACGAGCAGCAAUGA
Molecule: messenger RNA, 1092 nt
Organism: Helobdella robusta
Lineage: Eukaryota; Metazoa; Annelida; Clitellata; Rhynchobdellida; Glossiphoniidae
Exons: 3
Coding region: 1-1092 (363 amino acids)
Source: RefSeq, a predicted model, not a curated record